AUUCUAAGGAACAACCUUCUAUUAAAAAUCUAUGAAGAUCAUUCAAAUUGUAAAAUAUCGAAUCGAUCUUUCUUGACGAAGGCGGAAUCAAAUAUCGAUUAAUCGAUAAAUAUUGUCUGUUCCUAACCGCACAUGUAUUAUUUAUAUUAUAGCCGGUUGGACAAUCCGGGCCUUCUAGAAUUAUCCAGAAUACAGUGAUUAUUUUGGGAAGAUACAUGUGGAAAACGAUCAAUGCACGAAGAUGUUAAAGAAUUCGGAUAUCAUAUCCGAUGAUGCCAUGAAGACAAUGGCUCUAGCUAUACCACCAGACUCUCCAAAGAAGCCAGUGAAAUCCACCGCAGUAGUGAAAUAUUCUGCGGUUCAAACACCAGCAACGUAUGCUCAAUUACAAUGUAACACAGAUCUGAAUAUGCCACCUAGCAAUUGGCUCAGCAGCUCAGCAGAAAGUUAUGGGUUACAAAAUGUUUGGUCUCAGAGCACAGGGUUUUCUAGUUUUCGCAUGGCACAUAUGUUUCCAGACUGUGUCGGUGAAGUUGACGUUGUAUCUGAUGCAGAAAAUAUUAAAAAGUUACUAAAGCUACCUUACAAUCAUGGUGUAAUCUCAAUGAUGGUGCAUCGUAUUGAGAAUACAUUAUUGCUGGAUGAUUUUGAUAUCCACAAGUAUCUGUUGAGACAAGCCGAGAAUGACUGGGAGUGGCUGAAGGAGUUCUUUUAUGAGCAUAUCUUUCAAAAUCUGGGUGAUACGGAGAAACGCCUCUUCCACAAGGCAUACAGUAGAAGUAGCUUGCAGCAGAGGAACUUGGUGUCCAAGUUUCUCUACCAUUCCAUCGUGCUCGCAGAUACAGAGAAGCAGAAUGAAAAACCUGAGUUACCUGUAAAAACGUUAGAACCAUGUCUACCUGAGCCGACGCAGGAGGAGAAAGUACCUGAUCCGAAUUAUAACCAUAAUUUCGCGAGGAACGUUGUAUGGACGUUUGAAAAUAUACAGAUGCUCGUUGGAACUGACAUGCCGAUAUUCGGCGGCCAGACGCACCCGUGUAUAAGUUUACGAUUAAGAGACAUGUCGAAACCUAUCAAUGUUUUGACAGGAAUUGACUAUUGGCUAGAUAAUUUAAUGUGCAAUGUUCCAGAGGUAGUAAUGUGUUACCAUCUGCAUGGUAUCGUGCAGAAAUACGAACUGAUAAAGACGGAGGACCUUCCAAACAUGGACCAUUCAAAAUUUAGUCCCAAAGUGAUCAGAGACGUCGCUCAGAAUAUAUUGAGUUUUCUGAAAAAUAAUGCGACGAAGGCUGGCCAUACCUAUUGGCUGUUUAAGGGUAAGGAUGACGACGUUGUGAAGCUAUAUGAUCUAACAUCAUUAUGCAGCGAUGUUUCAGAGGAGAAGGGGCAAAAUCCCUUUACUGUGCCCGUUGCAAUGUUAUUAUACAGAGUAGCUCGUAACAUGAAAUACUCGUCUGAUUACCAUCGUCAUCAGGGCACGAUCAGAAUGCUGCUGAAGAAUUGUAUUCAGCUGUUACCCAAAGAGAAAUACCCACAGAUCGUUACAUCCGCGCAUUUUAUGCUUUCGGAUCUCUACGUACCAUCAGACACGGAUCCAGCUAGCCCCGGACUGUCGGAUCAAAGCGACGAGGAAGACGCGCAAAGCGAAUACAGUACAAACCACGAAACUGAGAAGGAAGAAGAGGAGGAGGAGGAGGAAGAAGAAGAAGCAUGUGCGGCCAUCAAAUCCUUAACCUUAGCCAACAUGAAGGAGCAAAUGGAACGCGAGCAACCAAAGUUCAAGGCGCCACCCAUCUCCGGUACGAUAGAGGAGAGAUGCCUGUCCGGUUUGGAACAUGUCACUUACGGUCUAGAGUGCCUUCAAUAUUUCCCGACCGAGGACAACAGCGACGAGGAACAGAAGAAAGCGGAGGAGCACGAGAAAGAGAAACGCGAGUACGAGGAGAUGCAUCCUAACGUGGCGAAGCCGUUUCAAGCAAUCCCCAUGCCGUAUGCGCCGUUAAACCAGCAAGAGCGAAACGUGGCUACAGAGAAGAAUCUAGAGAGUCACAAUCCCGCGUACAAGAAGAAGACUAAGCAGAAGAAGAAGAAGAGCGAGAAGAAUGUCGCGAUGGAGGCAACGAAUGAGAACGCGCUGCUAUGCAAACCGAACACGCAGACUUUGCCCACGUGGCAAGCACCGAAGAAGAGCGACAACGUCAGUUGGAACGCUCAUUUGAAGACGCUCUUGUACGAGAAGGCGUCGUUGAUAUUCGCCGUGCUCGCCGAGAAAGAAUACGUCAACAAAAAUUACGGCGCCUCUCUGAGAUACGUACUGGAGGUGUUGUAUUGCCAAAAGAUAUUGGAGAUUUUCUGCAGCGUGCGAAACAACAAGUCGAUCAGCUACAUGUUGGGUCGCGCGGGAGACUGCUGCUUUAUGGUCGUGCAGGAUUGGGCCAACGUGGAGAAGCACAGGAAAGAUUAUGAGACGAAGGAUGAAACGGAGGAGAAGAUAAUCGAGGAGUUGUACAGGAUGGAAGACUUGGAUAUGAACGUUGCCGAAUUACUCCCGACGAGAUUGGAGAGUCUAGAAUCCACUUUGAUUUCCUCUCACAAGUGUUAUAAUAAGGCAUUGUCGUUAGAACCAAUCGAUAUGGAUAAAAAUAACUUGCUGAGACGUUUGGGGAACAUCCACAACGAGCUCGGCGUGCUAUUCAUGAAUCAAGCGGGCGGUACUUUCCAAAUGGGAGCGCCAUGCCAGCAAGAAAGACGAGCAGAAGACUUGCCGAGCUCGAGGAACGUGACUGCACUUCUUACCUGUUCACUGAACCACCUGGAAGCCGGUAUCAGAGCCUUCGAGGCUGUUCACGACGAAGCAAAUCUGGCGCUCCUUCAUUCGAAUACGGGUCGAUUGAUGCGUCUCUGCGCGCACAUGCAUGCGAAGCAAAACGCUCAAGAACGACAGUUUUACAACAAGGCGCUUGCGAGUUAUCAGAGAGCCCUACAGGUGUUGGGCGAGAGGAAAACGAAUCCGACUAUUUGGGAUACGGUGACAUGGGAUUUGUCCACCACAUUGUACUCAAGGGCCACGAUGUUGCAAGAUUAUCCGAUUGUUGGACAAAAGAGCGAGGAGGAAUUAGAAAGAGAAGUGGUCGAUAUGCUUCAAAAAGCAUUGAAGCAUUGCGAAGUAGACACACCGGGGUCGCGACAGCCAGUCUAUCAGUUCCGUGCCGCGAACAUCCAGCAUCGAUUGGCUUCGUUGUAUCAUCGCGUGUACAGGGAACUCGAGUCUGAUAUGGAUAACACCAAGAAGAAGACAAGCUUACAGUUGUGCAAGCUGUAUUACGAUAAAGCGGCGAAGCUAUUGCUGUCGUUAGAACAGACAAAGGAAUUUUUGACGCUGCAAUUGGAGAGAGUCGCUCUGUUGGAAUACCAAGCGCGCAGUGGCACAACUUUCAAUAGUAAGGUAAAGGCGUAUCAGAACGCUUUGGACUUGAUUUUGCAAUGUAUACCCAUCAUAGAGUUGCUCUACGAACGCAAUAACGCGACCAAGGACAAGAAUGAGACAGUCGACGAUGAAGCGGAGGAUGACGUAGCUGCACGCGAAGAAGCGGCCGAGGAUCAGAAGUUGAGGGACGAGGAGGAGAAGCUCAUCGUUCUGCUCGAGCAAAGAGUGCAAUUUAUUCUACGUUCGUUAACCAAGUUGUUUCUCAGCAAAAAUCCCGGAUGCAAUAAGAAAGAGAACGAGACUCUCAGCAAUCAGUACAGACAGUGUUAUGCCCGUACGUUGCGAGCGGAUGCGAUGUCCGGGUUUGCGCUAGUGAAGCACAUGAAAGUUCUUCUGCAAGAACUCAGCGAUAUGAUACCGCGGACGGAUUCGAUUUAAUCCGACCAAUAGCAGCCUGUGUAAUUAAGAACUUGUACGGAGCCUGUAAUUAUGUAUAAUACGGGAGCUACUUUUUGGAAGAUCGACGAAACAUGAUAGUUCCAUCGGUCUUUUGAAAUCACGUAGCGUGUACAGAGCGGAGCAAGGCGGUAACAACGAUCGUUAUCUUAGGCGAGAAAGUUAUAACUGACUAAGAAAGAAUACUGACACUUUUCACUACAUCGUACAGUGUAAUAAGAAAGAGAAUGAUCUUUUUAGUCUGUCCUAUGUAAAUAAAAUAUGUAUUUUUAUUCCAGAAAUAAAAAGAAUAGCUCACAUA
Messenger RNA from Odontomachus brunneus, 4184 nucleotides. RefSeq names its product erythroid differentiation-related factor 1. Gene Ontology annotation, biological process: positive regulation of DNA-templated transcription. The transcript has 9 exons. The record is from RefSeq and is a predicted model, not a curated record. NCBI's taxonomy places the organism in Eukaryota, Metazoa, Arthropoda, Insecta, Hymenoptera, Formicidae. The coding region runs from base 242 to 3865 and encodes 1207 amino acids.